UAAUUUUCCUUUUUUUUCCAUUCCAGCUCCACCUUGUACCGGUCAUUGCUAUGUAUCCAUUGGCAAUCCGAUUCAACAGCCUCACACUACCAGCUGACAACCACGACUUCUGUUCUUGGCCAUUCAACCGAACUUACAAUGUGGAAAUAAAACAUAGGUUUAGCAAGAGCCUCACACGGAGUUCUUGUGAAGAGAUUUCGGAAGCAGAAUGUAAUGAUACGACAAUUAGAUUUAAUCCAAAAUUCAUUACAAGCAAAAAUAUUGUGUCGGUUCCAUUGGAAUCCACGGUGUUAUUAACCAUUCACCUGAAGAAUAGAGAAUCACCUUCUUCUGUGACUUCCAGAUUGGCAUUUAAACUACAUGAAUCCAUGGAAACUAACAAUAAUUAUGAGUUGCAGGAACUGAACCAUAAAUCCAGUGUGUCGAUCCACUUCUUACAAUUAUGGAAAAAUUCUUUGUCCAUCAAAAAUGACACCAAUGCCUUAGAAAAGGAAGUGAAUGCUUGUCCUGAAAAUAAUCCAGACGACUCCAAGACAAUUGUCCAGGGAGAUUUAUUUUCUUAUUCAGAAAAGGCCAUUUGGAAAAUGAUAGAUGAAAAUGUCCAAAGAGCUAAAAUUUCCGAUUCUUCUUCAAAUAAUAAUGAUACUCAGAAGAAACUUUCAGACAUAAAUUGGUCGUCUGGAGAGAAAGAAAAUAUUAACAAAGAACAUUUGUCGAAGAAUACCCAGCCAGGGAGUAAAAAUGACAGUGAGAACUCCAAAGAUAACAUGUCAGAGCCACCACAAAACAUUUCAACAAUCACAGAUUCGCCAUCGCUACCCUUAGUAUCACCACCCUCACCUUCAUCAGCGACAGCAGCUACACCAGAAUCAACAUCAAACACAUCAGAGAGAAAAGUGUCAUUGGCUGAUAUAGUUUUCCCUGCGGCCAAUAAGUCAGCAUCGUCCCCACUUCCUUCCUCUUCCACCACCCCGGUCGCAUCAAGCUCACCGUUCCAGUCCAUACAACCCUCGACGUCCACCUCACAGCCGCAGGAGACGUCUUCUAAAAGUCUGACAUCGCAGCUGCUCACUCACGAAGCCGUGUUCAUUAACGCGUCAACAGUUUUUGCCAACAAGCACGCAUCGGAGUCCACUGGAAGCCUUCCUGUAACUAAGGCAACAUCGACAUCAACGUCAACACCACCAACAACAACAACAACAACAACACCAACAACAACAACACCAACAACAACACCAACAACAACAACACCAACAACAACAACACCAACAACAACAACACCAACUACAGAAGCAGAGAGUACAACACACUCACCUACUGAACAUCUCACAACCACAGCAAAUAUCCAGCCAACUACUACCACUACUACCACUACCACUACCACUACUACUACUACUACUACUAGCUCUGCACCAACAUCAGCAGCAGCAGCAGCAGAAACAACAGAAACAACAAUGUCAACAACAGAUGACGAUGGCUUAUCAAUGACUUCGAUGCCAACCGAUACAGAUAACUCACAGGUGAACCCUAAAGCAGAUCCAACGGGGAACUAUCCAAAUAAUUUGGAGAAGAACAGUACAGAAGCUUCACCAGUGAACAGUACAGAUGAUUCACUGGUGAACAGUACAGAUGAUUCACUGGUGAACAGUACAGAAGCUUCACUAGUGAACAGUACAGAAGCUUCACUGGUGAACAGUACAGAUGAUUCACUGGUGAACAGUACUGAUGCUUCACUAGUGAACAGUACAGAUGCUUCAUUGGUGAACAGUACAGAUGCUUCACUAGUGAACAGUACAGCAAUAAGUGAACCAAUAACCAUGACAGAAAAAAUUGAAGAGGAAAGCUCCGAUGUUAUAAUCUGGCCGGUCGCAAUUGGUCUUGUGAUUGGAAUCCCUUCGCUUAUUAUCUUUUCAAUUGCUUUUUGCAUCAUAACGAAGCAAAGGCAUAUUGAUCCUAGACAAUUCUUUUUCUCUGCAUUUGGAGAUGAAGCCUCAUCAAUCAGAUAAGGAACCGGGCCAAACUCUUCGUGGCUGAACCAUAGGACCAAACUGAGUUCCUUUCAAAAACAUUGCACCAUGCAAACUAUAUUGGUUGAAUUAUUCCAAUUUUAUAUGUACAAGGAUGGACACA
Molecule: messenger RNA, 2130 nt
Organism: Octopus sinensis (East Asian common octopus)
Lineage: Eukaryota; Metazoa; Mollusca; Cephalopoda; Octopoda; Octopodidae
Exons: 6
Coding region: 51-2006 (651 amino acids)
Source: RefSeq, a predicted model, not a curated record